CAAUAUUUUAAAGCCGUUAUGACAUAAUUUAUGUAUCAAUAGUGUGACUAAGCUGGGCCUUAGCUGUAGCCAACUCGCUGUACUGUCAAGAUAGUGUCUGCUAUAGUCUCAGAGUAUGGGCAGUGUGUUGGCUGCCGCCUCCCCCAGCCCGGCCCCAGCUGCAGCUGGCGGUGGUCAAGGGGUCCCAGGGCUGGUGUCCGUCCCUCCAGGCUUUACUAUGCCCUCCGUCUCUUCUGUCCCUCCAACAACUGAAUCCGGUCAGCAGACAGAGGGUGGAGAGUCUCCACUCCCAAACCCAGGCACAUAUGAGGAGUGCCACCGCAAAUGCAAAGAGGUGUUCCCGCUGCAGAUGGAAGGGGUGCGGUUAGUGGUCAACAAAGGCUUGAGUAACCACUUCCAGGUCAGCCAUACUAUUACCCUCAGUACCAUGGGGGAUUCUGGUUAUCGCUUUGGUGCUACCUACGUAGGGAGUAAACAGACUGGUCCAGCAGAGUCAUUCCCAGUCAUGGUUGGAGAUAUGGACAAUACUGGCAGCCUGAAUGCUCAGAUCAUCCACCAGCUCACAAAUGCUGUGCGCUCCAAAAUAGCAAUCCAGACUCAGCAGCAUAAGUUUGUGAAUUGGCAGUGUGACAUGGAGUACCGAGGUGAAGACUUCACCUCUGCUGUGACACUCGGAAAUCCAGAUGUAAUUGCUGGAUCUGGCAUUUUAGUGGCCCACUAUCUUCAGUCAAUCACACCUUCACUGGCUCUGGGUGGUGAACUAGUGUACCACAGGAGACCAGGGGAGGAAGGAACCGUCACAUCUCUCCUGGGGAGAUACACAGGUGAUAACUAUGUUGCUACUUUGACUCUCGGAGGUGCAGGAGCUCAUGCUACAUACUAUCACAAAGCAAAUGAUCAGUUGCAGAUAGGAGUCGAAUUUGAAGCCAGCACAAGGAUGCAAGACACAACAACAUCAUUUGGUUACCAGCUGGACCUUCCUAAAGCUAAUUUGCUAUUUAAAGGCACAGUUGAUAGUAAUUGGGUGGUUGGAGCAACCCUUGAAAAGAAACUGCUGCCACUGCCUCUCUCACUGGCCUUAGGGGCUUUCCUCAACCAUCGCAAGAAUAAGUUCCAGUGUGGCUUUGGUGUCACUAUUGGCUAGAGGAGCAGGGGCCACACAGAGCCAGCUCACAGGCCACAGCUUGGACCGGCACUGAGACACACAGGAACCUGGACUGAGUAUAAGAAAUUGGAUUCAAAGACUCUCUUACAACUGUGAAAUCUGGGACAGAUAGAGAGACUCAUAACUACCAAGGAGCCAGGACUGGCCAAGCCAUGCCUACAUUCUGUAGCACAAAUGUCUUUCCUUUAUGGUGUAUUGGAUAUACCCAGAGGCUAUACAGAUGUAUAUCAGAGGGCAUCAGAUGAUGCAUGAGAACAUGUGACGCUAAAAUCAUUGUAAGUGGGUAGACAUAAUAUAUGGUGACCAUGUCUGAUGGAUUGAAAUAAAUGUGAUUACUUUUUGUA
Sphaeramia orbicularis (orbiculate cardinalfish) is the source of this 1509-nucleotide messenger RNA. It is a transcript of the gene tomm40, whose product is annotated as translocase of outer mitochondrial membrane 40 homolog (yeast). Gene Ontology annotation, molecular function: transmembrane protein transporter activity. Gene Ontology annotation, cellular component: mitochondrial outer membrane. The transcript has 9 exons. The record is from RefSeq and is a predicted model, not a curated record. Lineage: Eukaryota; Metazoa; Chordata; Actinopteri; Kurtiformes; Apogonidae. Gene Ontology annotation, biological process: protein import into mitochondrial matrix. The coding region runs from base 116 to 1144 and encodes 342 amino acids.